AUGGAGAGUUUAGUAAAACUCUUUAUGUUAUGCAUGCUUGUCACUACUGCAGCAACAGUUACUGUCGCUGGGGCUAGCACAUGUCAAACUUACGUUAAAAGUUGUAUUGGCGGAUCCCAUUCUUUGCAACAUUAUAGCAACAUAACUUAUUGUACCAGUGAUGGUAAAAAGUACAUUGGAAUAUGUGGCUAUUUGAAUGCCAGUUGUUUAAAUCCGAACUUAACGAUAACAGCUAAUGGUUACAAUUGUGAACAUAAAGUUUUUCACCGUGUGACAACCACACCAAAACCGCUGACCUACUUUGAGAUCAAUCUAUUCCACGCCAUUAGUAGAACCAUUGACGAUCGCCUUCAAUUGUCAAGAGCAAGAGGAAUUACUCCUGAGAAAGCCAAACCAAUCUUCUCAAAACAAGAUCAUACUAACAAAGUUUACGUCAGAAAUACGCAUUGUUGGGCAUAUGGUUUAGAUUUAACAUCAAUAUCACCAUGGAAUAGCAAUCACGGUACUAGAAAAGCCGGAACCUUGGUUACUAAAAGACAUUUACUAUGGGCAAGGCAUUACAGUUUAAAAAUUGGCGAUACCGUUCGAUUUAUCAUGGCAAACAAUACUGUGGUUGACAGGAAAAUUGCGGGUACUAAACUCGUCAAUCAUUCUUCGAAAGGUCAUGAAUCAUUUUGGGGUCGAGAUAUUGUAGUUGGUAUGUUAGAUAAAGAUGUUCCUGAUGGCAUCUCGUUUUCUAAAGUCAUGCCGAGAGAUUUGGACGAGUUCCGCCCUGUAUACAACACGCGACUCCCAGUUAUGAGUACUGAUUUUGAAGAGCAUGCAAUUGUAACAGAUUUCUCUUACUAUCGAAAUACUGGAAUCGGUUUGAGAAUUCCUGCAAAAGAUUCCAUUGAAUAUGAAUAUUAUGAAAAAAAAAUAGGAGGCGACAGCGGAAAUCCUUCUUUUUUUAUCAUCAAUGAUGAAUUAGUAUUACUAUUUGUAUUUACUAGUGGCGGGGCAGGAGGUGGAACUUCUAUUAAUCAUUAUUAUGAUGAAAUCAAUCGAUUAAUGAAAGAGGAAGGUAGCCAAUAUCAACUUACUCCAGUAGAUCUCCAAUCAUUUGAGGUCUCUGGCCACCACAUUCCCCAUCUUGUAGGUUAA
This is a messenger RNA of Lottia gigantea (owl limpet), 1143 nucleotides long. RefSeq lists its product as hypothetical. Bases 1 to 1143 code for a protein of 380 amino acids. The transcript is spliced from 3 exons. NCBI's taxonomy places the organism in Eukaryota, Metazoa, Mollusca, Gastropoda, Lottiidae. The record is from RefSeq and is a predicted model, not a curated record.